Penaeus vannamei (Pacific white shrimp) is the source of this 738-nucleotide messenger RNA. Lineage: Eukaryota; Metazoa; Arthropoda; Malacostraca; Decapoda; Penaeidae. The record is from RefSeq and is a predicted model, not a curated record.
UCGGCGUUUGCCAAGGCCUUGGUCGGGAAACGGUAUAUAAGGAGUCGGACGCACUGCCGGAGUCACAUCGCCCUGUUCCGUCUCACCAAUCCUGCAGAGAUGAAGUACUUGGUGUUUGUGCUCCUGGUGGCUGCCGCUUGCGCUUCUGAGGUGGAGAAGCGAGAGGCGGAGCCAAGUCGUGCCUACAGCUAUGGCUACGGUCUCCACCACCACGCCUACUACCCACGCCCCUACUACUACCCCUACCGCCCCUCCUACCACCACCACCACAAGAGGUCCGCUGAGCCUGAGGCCGAAGCAGAGCCCUCUUACGGUUCCUACCACUACCGAAGCUACUACCGCCCCUAUUCCUAUUCCUACCACCCACGCCACUACACUCCCUCCGUCCACUACCACCACAAGAGGUCCGCUGACCCCGUAGCUGAGGCUGAGCCUGGAUACAGGUCCUACCAGCCAGUGUACCCUCGCUACUACCACUCCUACCACCCACACUCAUACCACUACUCCCCCUACACUCACAGCCACCACAAGAGGUCUGCCGAGCCAGAGGCUGAUCCUGGUUUCAGCUACGCCCACCACCGCCAGUCCACAUACCAUCCCUACCACUACCAUGGAGCUCACUAUGGUUAUGGCUACCACAUUAGCCACCACUAAGGCACUGGGAGUUUAUUUGACCUGAAUUCGCCAAAAGAAUUUUAUUUUGAAAAGUAAAAUCAGUAAUAAAUUAUCCUAAAUGAA